CCAACACAAGAGCAUCACCACAAGGAAAAGGCAUGAGCUUUCAACUAUGAAGGUUGAAAAUCAGUCAGAAGGCAAGAAGAUGGAGCAGCCUAGACUGGAGGCAAAGCAACAAAAUGUGAAGGUGGAAACUGAGAUGGAAGAAGAGAAUGAAGAAAGCGAAGGCCUCAUUGAAUUCUUCAGUUCCUACCAGGACCUUUUCCAAUUUUUUUGCAACAAUACAACCAUCCAUGGUGCCAUCCGGCUGGUUUGUUCUAAGAAGAAUAAGAUGAAGACUGCCUUUUGGGCAGUUCUUUUUUUCCUGGCUUUUGGGCUCUUGUAUUGGCAGUUUGGAAUCAUUUAUAAAGACUAUUUCAGCUUUCCAGUCAACUUGAAUUUGAACCUGAACUCUGAUAGGCUUACCUUUCCUGCUGUCACACUAUGUACUCUCAAUCCAUAUAGGUAUAGUGCUUUUCGGAAAGAGAUGGAAGAAUUGGAUCAAAUGACCCGACAGACUCUUCUGGAGAUGUACAAAUGCAACAUGUCUUUGGAGCAUAAAUCCUCUCAGAAACGCAUCUCUAGGAGCCUAUACAAUCAUAUCCAACGCUACCCAUUGCAUCGACGCAAACGUGAUAUACGAGCCAUGGAGGACAACAACGCUCACGUGGGCAAAAGUGAUUCAAGCAUUGGUUUCACCCUGUGUAAUGAAAACAAGACAGAUUGUUUCCAGCAAAUGUUUUCUUCCGGUGUGGAUGCUAUACGGGAGUGGUACAGUUUUCAUUACAUCAACAUUUUGGCAAAGUUCCCUGACACCAAGGCCCUGGAGGAAUCCAACUUCACAAGCUUCAUCUAUGCCUGCCAAUUCAACGAAGUGUCAUGUAACAAAGCGAACUAUACUCAUUUUCAUCACCCUAUUUAUGGGAACUGCUACACAUUCAACGACAAUAGCAGCACUUUGUGGAUGUCCUCCAUGCCUGGGAUCAACAAUGGCCUUUCUCUGGUCGUCCGCACAGAGCAAAACGACUUUAUCCCACUAUUGUCCACUGUGACAGGAGCUCGAGUAAUGGUCCACAAUCAGAAUGAACCUGCCUUCAUGGAUGAAGGGGGUUUUAAUGUGCGUCCUGGCAUAGAAACAUCCAUCAGUAUGAGAAAGGAAACCACCGAGCGUCUUGGGGGAAGCUACAGUGACUGCACAGAAGAUGGAAGUGAUGUGCCAGUGAAGAAUCUAUUCCCAUCCCAUUACACUGAGCAGGUCUGCAUACGUUCCUGUUUCCAGGCCAGUAUGGUAGAACGAUGUGGCUGUGGCCAUUACUUCUACCCUUUACCCAGUGGGGCAGAGUAUUGUGACUCCGCUAAGCAUAUAGCCUGGGGUUACUGCUAUUAUAAACUCCAAGCUGAAUUUAAAGCAAACCACCUGGGCUGCUUCACUAAAUGCCGGAAACCUUGCAAAGUGACAGGGUACCAGCUGUCAGCAGGAUAUUCACGAUGGCCUUCAUCUGUCUCUGAGUCCUGGGUGUUUCACAUGCUGAACCAGCAGAAUAAAAACAAUGUCAUAUCUAAGAGGGAUGGAAUUGCCAAAGUGAAUAUUUUUUUCAACGAGUGGAAUUAUAAAAGGAACGGAGAAUCUCCAGCUUUCACGGUGGUGACAUUGCUUUCCCAGCUAGGGAACCAGUGGAGUCUUUGGUUUGGUUCAUCAGUCCUUUCUGUGGUGGAACUGGCUGAGUUGAUUUUGGAUUUUUUAAUCCUCACAAGCAUCCUGGUUUUCCGCCGGCUGUACUUAUAUCAAUCUUCAGACCUUUAUGCACUAAGCAACUCAAAUAACAAUGUACCUUCGGCUCACAAAACUCCACAGGAAAUACCUGCCGAGAUUGGGAUUGCUGCACUGCCAUCUUAUAACACCUUAGAAACAUUAAACUUACACAGAGUUUCCUUCAGGAGAACAGAAUAAAAUCCAGACCAGGAUGCUUUGGAUAUGACAUCAUUAUGCACUUUAAUUAAUGUUGACGUAUAGACUCAGCACUUGGAACUAACGUUAGCUGGAUUCUCACAUCCAGAGAAGACAGGCCUGAAUUUCAUCUAAAAGAAUUCUGACGAUACAGAUCCAAUGACAUGAAAGCACCUUUCUUUCUCACUUUGUCCUUGGUGUGUGCAAUUUCUCAAGUCUGUAUUUGUCCACCACCAAACAAAAUUAAAAAGAUGGAUGCUGGGUAUUCUUUUCCCCGUAUAUUUUGAGAAAUAACUUUCUACAAAUUGAUCUUGCUUCCCGUUUCUUUGGGGGGGGGGGCAUUUGCUGAUCAAAUUAAAGUCAAGUGGACAAAGACAUCUAACCCUUUUCUUGUAGAUUAAAAACAAACCCAAGCUUUUUGGUAUUUAUCCCAUCCAUUGAGAUAGCUAUAACUCUUUCCUGAUUGCAGCCAAGUGUCAGUAUGAAGACAUGCACUGGAAACUGAAAAAAGCUCAACAGGAUAUGAAAUCUUCAUAGGAUUAGAACAAUCCUAAUACAUAUACAUGGAUAAACUUCUAUACUUUGAAAAAUAAAAGAUCUCUAAUUCUGGGUCCAUGAAUUACCAAGGUACACUUCAAUCAAUGCUUCUUUAAGCAGGCUAUAACAAGGAUUUCCAUCCACUUCUCUUCCUUUGAGCAGAUCCAAGCUUUGAAGACUGUAUACUUUAUUAUGCAUUUAAUAUCGAUGUUAAGUCUUGCUCCGCUACUCAGAGACUUAAUAUUCAGCUUCUGUAUUGUGUAUCUCCCUGUGAAUGACUUCAGUUAAACUAGGACCUAAGCUCUUUCUCACUUCCUUUGUUCUCCUGAGACCAAAUGCUACAAAAACAGUAUAUUCUUAGUCUUGGGUUCAUUCUGGAUGUGGGUGGAAAGGCUUUAUAUUGUCACUUUCCCAUUCAACAAAUAUAAUACCCCUCCACAAGCAAAACAUGGCUAUGUGAACAUCAGCAUCCUUUUCUCCCUUUCAAUAAUAUUGUAUAAAAAAAUCAAAGAUGGGACUAGAAGGCCAGACUUUCUAAUUUAUAUCUUUAGAAAGUACUGUUGUUUUAAUACAGGUAACUCGUCAGUAUGCCAGAGGUUCUGCAGAAAUCCACUUACCUACAUAGGAUGAUAACUGUAUGUUACACAAAGAAAAAAUUAAUUUAUGAGGAUUCCACUAGUGUUCCAUCAAUCUAGGCUCACCUUCCAUAUUUCAUCUCAUCAACAAAAAAAGGAAAGGCAUGGAUCUUCAGCCCUUCUAAUUUAAGAAUUUUACCGAAUUAGAACUUUAACUCUUCUCUCUACAAAGUAUUUGCUAUUUGCAUAUUGCAGCCUGUAAAAAUGGAAAGUAUUUUCAGCAGUGAAGAUUUUCAUAUUGGUGAUGAAGCAAGAAUCUCAUCAACAUCAGUGCUUUGCUCCCAGUGCUUCCCUCUGGAUUCUCAAAGAUGUCCUUGUUCCUCGACUGCAUAUGGACAGCCUAAACUACUUCUCCCUUCCCCAAAGUGGACACUCUCUGAAUGUUUACUAAUAUAUCAGAUUAACCAGAUAAAAUGAUUGUAGCUAUCAUAUAUAAGGGUCCUCUUUUGGCUUUUUUUUUUUUUUACAAAAAAAAAGAGUUUUGGUUUUGUUCUGUAUUUUUAGCAUUAGGGAAAUCAAAUUUAAAAUGUGUUUUCUGAAAAUGAAAGAGGAAAAAAAUCCUAUGAUUUUGAUUGGGAAGUAUAACUAUGACCGAAACCCAGAGUACCAGUGCCAUCGUACAAUCAUUCAGGUUUCAUUUAAGAUACCUUUGUUCUGUGGCCUUCUGGAGAUGUCUUUUAAAAAGAGUAUUAUUUGUUCUUGCUUUUUGGAAUCCUCUCCAUAUCUAUAAGUUAAAUCCGUGGUUCUCACUCGGUGGUCCAUGGACCUCUGGGGGCUGUGAUGUUGUCACAGCUUGAAGAAAUGUUAUGAUUUAAAUCUUGAGUUAAGUCUUGGUGCUCCGUGACCACAAAAAGGAUUUAAAGGAGGUCCAUGGUGAAGAAAAGGUUGAGAACCACCAAGUUAAAUGUUUGAGCAAUGAUAUGUCUCUUAGCACUUUUGCAUAUAUUGUACACAUGUACACAUACAUGGUCAGCGAGUUAUAGCUUCCCAUUCCAUGCGCUACAGUUGGGAAUGAAGAUGAAUUGUUUAAUGUACAAUAGGACUGUUAAUUUUUUCCAAUACAUAUGUAUCAAAUCCAAUACUCUCUGCAUUUAAAUCAGCACAUGAUGGAGUGUAGAGAAAAUGUAUCUGGAAUGCAGCAGAUGAAGUAACAUAAUGGGACUUCAGGCAGUGACUGGAGGUAGAUACCCUAUAAGUACACUAGAACCAUCCUAAUCCCGUGUGCCAUAUUAACAGUGCAAGACAGACAAGUAUUGCUCUAAUUUCAGUAUGCUGUGUCUAUAUACUUGUCUUAAUAGCAGCUGAGCAGGAUCUUAAUGCACCAUUUCCAUAUCAUCUACACAAAACAAAAGCAGUGCCAUCUGAGAACUAUGUUUCUUUUGGUUUUAUACUCUGACUUGAACAGAAAUAAUAGAAAAGUAGACUGUGAAUAUGAGAGUACAAAUUCUGCUACUUCUAAUUUCUCUUGUAUGCAUAAACUGGGCACAAGUUGUUGUCAAACAGCACAAGACCUAUCUUGACAACAUUGUGCUGUGCCUUUCAUCACUACUUUCUCAUGCAGGGCCAGCAAGUUCAUGAAUCCCUUUUACAGAUGCAAGAUGAUCAUCAUACAACUCUUUUGCAUAGCAGCUUCAUAUUUAAACAGAAGGAUCCAGAUAAAUUCUCAUACGCUCUCGACCACUGUAUCCAAGAGAUUAGUUGUAUACCGUUUAUUUCCACACUAAUUAGGAAUAUUACACUGUUAGCAUUUUGUACUCUUUGACAUUUGUUUAUUCUGCUUGUAACAGCUAUUUUGCUAAAUUGGUUUAGGCAAAAGAAAUAGAAAAUGCAAUAUGCCAGUAUAAUGGGGGAUAAACGGGAGAGGCAGAUUAGGGGGGGAAAGGGGGGGUAUUUUAAAGCCCUAGUCAAAGGCUGCCUUCGCUCAGGAUUCUUCCAAAGAUCUUGCCUUCCACUCCUGUUAAUUGCAGCCAAUUCUGUAAAAAUUCUACAAGGCCAUUUCAAGUCCAAGUUAAGAACGAAUGCUGCUCAUCUACUCGAUGUUCAGUGCAACAUCCUGUUGUGCAAUUGUACAUAUGAACUACUGAGCCAUAAUGCAGCCUGUUUUAUGCAGCAAUGAACAAGAAUCCACAGGGCUGAAGAUCAAGUUUGCCAGAUCUCCUGCAUCUAUCUAUCAAGAUGCUAUGUUGGCCACUUGUGAUCUAUCUCACAUCGGAUUACACAUAUUCAGAAAAUACUGAUUUAGUACUCUUAUUUCAGUCUACGUUCUUCUGCUUUACUACCUGCCAGUAGAAUCCUGUUUCCUUCAGGACUCAGACAGAUGAACCCCACUCAUUUUAGUGGGUAAAGAAGUAUUUGUUAGCGGAGGUUGUUAACAUGAGCUGGUAGUUACACAUGCCAGGAGAACAUUAUGGCUGCAUUCCUCACAAGAACAAACCACACGUGUGAGAAAGCGGCUGAAGUCCUGUGCAUAGAGAAAGUAGUCCCUUGGUUUAGGCAAAGAGGGCCUAGGGAAAUGGGGGUAUUGUUUGCCCAUGCAUAAAGAUGGAGAAAUGGAGAGAUAGAAAGGGAAGAGGCGUAACAUACAACAUCUAUGAAAACAGACAAGAAAAGCAGAAGAAAGCAGCCUAAGUGGCCUUCUCUCAAAACAAUACGGCAGCAGAUUAAACCAAGAUCUUGUCCAGAAGAAAUCAAGAAGGGGCUGUACACCUUACUGUGUUUCCUCUCAUACUGACAGCAGCAUCACACCUUGUGCCCCGGCUCCUCUUCAGGUGUUGCACUUCCAUCAAUACAGUCCCACCGAAAUAGGAAGAGAAUUGUCCAAAGAAGAUGGGAACUCCAUUCCUGUUCUCCUCCAUCAUUCCUCCCCAAAGGGGAAAAAAGAUGGGGAUACGCAAACAGAUGGAUUCUGCAAAUGAAAUGCUGGUUCAUGGCAGUGAACAUGCAAAAAAUCAGCACCUCUGCAGCAUGCUAUGGUGAGAGUAGGGUUACUCCUAGCACAGCCAGAACAAAUGUUUAGGAGCCAGAUAAAACUGGUCUGAGGUUAAAAUAAAUUAAUCCCAGUGGCCACCAGUUGAUAAGUCCUGUCAGAGCAUUACAGCAUCUGAGACCCUGCAACAAUGUCCUCUGGUCAACCACUGACACUACAACAA
Thamnophis sirtalis is the source of this 6242-nucleotide messenger RNA. RefSeq names its product sodium channel epithelial 1 subunit alpha (gene SCNN1A). Gene Ontology annotation, molecular function: ligand-gated sodium channel activity. NCBI's taxonomy places the organism in Eukaryota, Metazoa, Chordata, Lepidosauria, Squamata, Natricidae. Gene Ontology annotation, cellular component: plasma membrane; sodium channel complex. The record is from RefSeq and is a predicted model, not a curated record. Gene Ontology annotation, biological process: sodium ion transmembrane transport.